Penicillium salamii is the source of this 615-nucleotide messenger RNA. The record is from the annotation of a GenBank genome assembly. Lineage: Eukaryota; Fungi; Ascomycota; Eurotiomycetes; Eurotiales; Aspergillaceae.
AUGCACAAAAAACGGGUUUCCCUAUGGUUUCCUAUCUUUUGGAGGGCAGUAAUGCCACACAAAAGCGUGCGAUCAAUGAAUGCACUCAAUCUGGCAGCAUUUAACGGCCAUGAACAGGAGGUUCAGUUUCUACUUGCUAUUAAGAAGUACGAUAUCAACGCGGCAGACAAAACAAGAGGAAACCCAUUGAUGUGGGCCUCGCGGAACGGACACAACAAAAUUCACGGAGCCGAUGUCAACGCCCAUGGUGAAUACUACGGAAAUGCUCUCCAGGCAGCUUCUUCUGGAGGAUACGACACAAUCGUGCAGAUACUGCUAGAGCACGGAGCCGAUGUCAACGCCCAGGUCAGCGCUCAGGGUGGAUUCCACCGAAGUGCGCUUCAGGCAGCUUCUUCUAGAGGACACGACAACAUCGUGCAGAUGCUGCUAGAGCACGGAGCCGAUGUCAAAGCCCUGGAAAGUUACCACGGAAGUGCACUCCAGGCAGCCUCUUCCGGUGGACACCACAAAAUCGAGCAGAUGCUGCUGGAUCCCGGAGCCGAUCAAUCUGUACGCUAUCGCUCCCCUUUCAAAAAGCUGAAGAACUUUAUGAGUCGUAAGAAAUAUAGAGUCUAA